Toxoplasma gondii ME49 is the source of this 399-nucleotide messenger RNA. RefSeq lists its product as hypothetical. Gene Ontology annotation, molecular function: cadherin binding. The record is from RefSeq and is a predicted model, not a curated record. Gene Ontology annotation, cellular component: mitochondrion; nucleoplasm. The transcript has a single exon. The coding region runs from base 1 to 399 and encodes 132 amino acids. Lineage: Eukaryota; Apicomplexa; Conoidasida; Eucoccidiorida; Sarcocystidae.
AUGAUAAACUCGCCGGAGUUCCAAAAGGAGAUUGAUGCGCGACUUGCACAGGAGCGCGAAAGGCGAGAGAGGACAAUGAAAAGCGACAUCGAACGAGAGAAAUCUCGUAUACUUGAAGACUUCAGAAGGAAAGAGGAAGAGGAAAAACGGUCAAAACAAAAGCUGGAAGAUAUCUUGGCAGAAAACGAACGGAAAGUCCGACUGGAGCAGCAGCGUCAAGCGGAGGAACAGGCGAAGGCAGACGAACUUCGCCUCAUGGAGCUACAAAAACUGCAGGUUGCUAGGGAAGAAGAGAGACGAAAAAAGGCGUUGGAGGAGAAGGAGGAACCAGGAUCCUCAAACCAGCCACUUCCCCGGCAGAGGCUAGCCUUCAAGAUGAAAACAUCUUCUCUAUUCUAA